Molecule: messenger RNA, 1778 nt
Organism: Nematolebias whitei (Rio pearlfish)
Lineage: Eukaryota; Metazoa; Chordata; Actinopteri; Cyprinodontiformes; Rivulidae
Gene: fbxl6
Product: F-box and leucine-rich repeat protein 6
Exons: 10
Coding region: 111-1778 (555 amino acids)
Biological process (GO): SCF-dependent proteasomal ubiquitin-dependent protein catabolic process
Cellular component (GO): SCF ubiquitin ligase complex
Molecular function (GO): protein binding
Source: RefSeq, a predicted model, not a curated record
AUGCAUUCUGGGUCCGUGUACGGUUAGCGGCAGCUAGUUAGUCAAGGUGUUUAUGUCUCUGAUGUCCUGAUGUCUGGUCUUGGACGAAUAAAACCAAGAUAGCAGCAACGAUGGAGGAUUCUGUCUCGGACGCUUCCAGUCAGAGGGAGAGGGAAGAGGAGCCCCAAGCUGCUGGUCAGGAAGAACACGGACCAACGUCAAAGAAAACCUCUUUAAAAAGGAAGUCAAAGGUGAAAACAAAGAAGCAGAAAAAGGCCCGGUUAUCCCGGCCCGACUACACCGUCCAUCAGGGCGAAGACAUGCUUCUGGUCAUAUCGAAUGCUUCGUCUCAGUACGUCGGUUCUGUCUGGACUCCUAAAAAGAAAGGAAGCAAAAAGAAGAAGACCCUUAAAGGAAAGGUCAAACGGGAUCCAGUAAAGAAAAUUAAAUCAGUCCGGGGAAAACCUAAAGUGGGAAUUAAACCAGCGGAGGAGGAAGACGAGGACAGGACGUUCUCUGAUGCUGGAGACAGAUGGGGACAGGACUUACCUGAGGAGGUGCUGGUCAAUAUUUUUCAGAUGGUGGUGGUUCAGGACGGCGCCGUUCCUUUCUUGUGCAGGAUGGGGAGGGUUUGUCGUCUGUGGAACGCCGCCGCCUCCAGCCCGGUUCUGUGGCGCAGGGUGACCGUAGGCCACUGCUGGAUCGGAUCGGGGAAGAGUCAGCUUCCUAAAACUGAGAUGACGAUCCAGAACACAGUUUACUGGCUCGCACAGAACAGGUUCUCUCAGCUGACGGACUUUUCUCUCUGUCACUGGACAAAGAACAUCGACUUCACCUUGGAGGUGGUGUCCCGGCUCUGUCCUCGUCUCCGCUCCAUCAGGCUGUCCUACUGUAAAGGUGUGACGCUGAAGGCCUUCCACAGCCUCGGCCUCCACAGCCGCCGCCUGCAGAGCCUCAACCUGCAGCAGUCUGAGUUCCAGGUGGAGGGACUGCAGGAGUACCUGGAGCAUCACGGGAACCAGAUGAGGGAGCUGCUCUUCACUCAUGGACUGAAGACCGACAGACUGCUGGCAGUUAUCACCCGGGGAUGCUGUCCGGGCCUGGAGCUGUUGGAGGUCAACAAAAAGCUGGACAGUAAGGACGGGGAACUUCCUGUUUGCGUCCAGCAGCUUCAGAUGGCCUGUCCUAAACUGAAGACCUUCCGCAUGCUGAACGUCCGACUCCUGAACAAAGCGAGCCGUAACGGAGUCGUGUCGGCGGCGGGCUUCCCGCUCCUGGAGGAGCUUUGCAUCGCGACCGCGUCCCACUCCUACCUGACGGACAAAGACCUGAGGGACGUGCUGUUCGGGUCCACCAUGCUGAGAGUCCUGGACCUGCGAGGAUGCUCCCGGAUCUCCACGUCUGCUCUGGCUGCGUUACCGUGUCCCGAGCUGGAGUGUCUGUUCUGGGGUCAGUACUGCAGCCAGUUCGGCUCAUCGUCCACGAAGCGGGGGCUUCACCUGCUGACCCAGAGGUGGGGGCGGACGCUGCAGCAGCUCGACGUCACUAACCAGCCCUUCACCGAGGAAGACUUGGAGUUAGCCACGACUUACCUGACCCAGGAGGCGGAGCCUGAGAGGCUGCGUUCACUGAACCUCAGCGGGACCCGGAUCACCCCUCAGGCUCUCAGGGCGGUGGUCGGACACUCGACAGCUCUGGAUUAUCUCAACCUGUCGUCCUGCCGUUAUUUACCCAGAGGAGUGAAGAAAAUUUACCGAGGCCGAGAAGAGAUCCACCAGCUGCUGGACAAACUGGAGUGA